CGUUCCUUGUGGAAUCAAAAUGGCUACAAGGAGGAAAUCGGCAAGUCGUGUUCAAACAGAAACAUUAGAUGACCAAAAUCCUUCUAAUUGGACUUCAUCUCAACUUAAGGCUGCCCUCAGUAAAUUAGGGAUCAAGAUUACCGGAAAUUUAUCUAACAGUAGUUUAAGAAGACUGUAUUUGGACAAUCAAACAAAAAAUAGUUCCGCUACGAUUGACAAUUCCGAUAAUUUAGCUGAACGGAAUACAGUUUCUGACGGAAACUAUUCUUUAAACGUAAGUGAUGCUACUAUACGUGAUCCUAUUGACAUACAUACUUCCGAUCGCGAUGUUCACCCAACUCCUAUAUCAACCGUUCAACAGGAGAUUGCUACGCCGUCAACAUCUUAUGCCCACGCAAUUCCUCAGCUUCCGCCCACUGCUGCAUCUGCGCACGCAACCGUAAACAAUAACAAUCAAAAUGUAAACAUGCAAAACCUCUUGAUGAAUACAAUUCAACUAUGCCAGCAAUCUAUGCAACAAAUGAAUAAACAAGGAGAGCAGAUACAGCCAAGUUUCAAUCUAUCAACGGCUUUAGGACAUGGUUCAACUUCCCUAGGCAUUGCGUCGUCUUUUAAUUCCACUAUUCCCGUUUAUUCUUCUAAUUCAUCAACUCCAGGAAAAUUCGGAUUCCCAGCUUCAUCGUUUUCAGCUGUUGACAUGGUUUCCCCCGAACUACGGAACGAUAUCAUUACAGAUGAACAAGUUCAGACUUUUAGCGCCUCUAGCAGAAGCAACAGCCACUCCUUGCCCACAGCUUUCAGACAUUCUCUGGACAGCUCAGUAGAGACAUUAUGGAAGUAUUCUGUAGCAGACAGUACAAGAUCGCAUUACACUACAGGUUUUGACUUAUAUAAGAAGUUCUCCUUACUACAGGGAUCAUUCUGGACUUCAAAUGAAAUGCCGCCGGUUUCAGAAACUUUGUUAAUGAGAUUUGUUGCCUUUUGCGAUGAACAUAAAAGCUUAAAAUAUAGUACUAUUAAACUGUAUUUAUGUGGUAUAAGAUAUUAUUACUUGCAAUAUGCAGGAUUUAGUCCUUUAGAACAAUAUGGCAAGCCAUUAUUAUGUUUACAAUCUAUUUUAAAUGGUUUAAAAAAGAAGCAGAAAGGUUGUGUUAAAAGGCCUAGAUUGCCAAUUACUAUGUCUUUGUUGUAUAAAAUGGUUAUGCUAUUGAGAAACAAUUUUUUCAGUCUUUUUAACAAUGUUAUGUUAGAAGCAGCUUGUGUUGUAGCUUUUUUUGCUUUUUUGCGUUGUGGAGAGUUCACUAUACUUAGCAACUUUGAUUCGGAAACACAUUUGUGUGUUGGUGAUUUAGCAAUUUUUGAAGAUCACAUUUUAUUACAUUUGAAAAAAUCAAAAACAGAUCCUUUCAGACAAGGUGUCACUAUACCCUUAUACAAAAGUGGACACACUAUUUGUCCUUGCUUUGCUAUUAAAAAUUAUUUGUCUCUUCGAAAGAAAAUGUCAAGUAUAACAUCUGAUGCCUUGUUUGUCUCUGAUGAUGGCAAUCCUUUAAGUAGACAAUUUUUUAUUAAACAUGUCAAAAUUAUUUUAGAAAAUUUAGGCCUUGAAAGCAAAAAUUAUAAUGGGCAUUCUUUCAGAAUUGGAGCAGCAACAACAGCACAGGAAGUAAGAUUAGAAGACCACUUAAUUAAAACUUUAGGCAGGUGGUCAUCAGAUUGUUAUACUAGGUAUAUUCAUACCAGCCCUAAAGUAAUUCAACAAGCUCAAAAUCAGUUAGUUUCAUCAAUUUCCUUGUCUUAAACUUUUGUACUGGCAAUAAAAGGAGAAUUAAACUUGGGGCUACAGCUGCUUCGCAUCUGUAUUUGGACUUUUCGAUAAAAUUGUAUACUUUUAUCAUCAAAUUUUAUCUUAUCCCCCAAGUUUUCUGUAUAUAUUAAUUUUCAUUUAUAUGUUAAAAGGGGGAUAACUCUUAAAGUUUAUUAUGUGAAUGCAGCUGUUAGUCCCCAGUUUUUCCAAUGUAAUUUCUAUUUUCAUAUUAUAUAUUAGUUUUAAUAAAUAGUUUUAUUAGCACUGGAUCUUUAUUUAGUCUGAGGAUAAUUAUAUUCCACAUUGAAAAACAACACAUAGAGUUACUUAUCACAAUAUUGGAUAUCAAAAGAGAUGCAAGGUAUACAUCAGUGAGAUAGUUCUGUCUUGGAAACUUAAGACUUAAGGUCAAAUACAGUCUUCAACAAUAAUGUUAUUUCCAUCUCUGUCUACUUUAAGGAUGAAUAUAAAUUAACAAUUAUUUGGAUAAUUGAUGUUUAUAUAAAGGAUUAACUUAGUUUUAGUCAAAGAUAGGUUUUCCCCAUUUGUACCUCUUUAUCAUGUUAGCCUCAUUUUCAAAUUAUUUUGGGAUAUACGUCAUCUAUAUUGCUGCUCUUGGAUCAAUAGCAGUGCCCCUUUUGUCAUCAGAUAUUUUCAUUACAUUUUGAUUGGAUUUUCAUAUUUUAAAUUUCCGCCACCAUCCCCACCUCUCUCCUUUUGUUGCCAGUGCCUCUGGGGACUAUUUAGUAGUCAUUACUAUUGUUGUAUAUACAUGAACGUAUACCUGUAAUUU
Messenger RNA from Mytilus trossulus (common blue mussel), 2600 nucleotides. RefSeq lists its product as uncharacterized. Gene Ontology annotation, biological process: DNA integration; DNA recombination. The transcript has 2 exons. Bases 20 to 1801 code for a protein of 593 amino acids. NCBI's taxonomy places the organism in Eukaryota, Metazoa, Mollusca, Bivalvia, Mytilida, Mytilidae. The record is from RefSeq and is a predicted model, not a curated record. Gene Ontology annotation, molecular function: DNA binding.